CAGGGAAACGACACAGAGCGUAUGAAACGGCAUGCCGUUUUGACACACAGUUUCUCUGCUCUAGCGCCGUCUAGGGUCGUCGGCCAUCUUAAAAUGAAUGGUGGCGGAGGAGAACGGGCGCGCCAGCACUAAAUCGCAGAAGCUCGGGAAGGAAAACAUGGCCGUUACCAGAGCCUCCCUCUUCUUCCCCCCGCCGGCAAUGGUUUCACCAAUUCGAUUUUCCCGCCACGAUGCUCCACAGCCCUUCAAUUCCAAUCGCUAUUCCCUACCACGGAAACCUCUGAAAAUAACCGCCAAAUCCGAAAAAACCCAACUCUCAAGCCGCAAAACCAACCCCAGAACCCAAACCCAAAUCGAGUCCGAUGACGACGACGGCGGAAUCCCCAUGGAAGACAUUAAAAUCAUCGCUCGAUUCAAGUCCAGGCACAACUACAUCCGCGUCCUCGAGGUCUCCAGAAGAGCCACCGACCACCCCCUCGCUGGCUCUCGCCUCCUCCUCCUCGACGCCCCGGGCAACAUCCACAGCAUCUCCUUCCUCGUCAAGUCCCUCACCGACACUUACUUCGACGUUUUCGCCACUCUGCCUCCGAUUCUCCCCUCAUCCGGGCCGGUUGCAAUUCUCGGGUUCGGUGCGGGCUCGACUGCCCGAUUGGUUCUCGAGUUGUACCCGGAUGUGAUUGUUCACGGGUGGGAGCUCGACCCGUCUGUGAUUGACGUUGGGAGAGAGUUCUUCGGACUCCACAAGCUCGAAUCCCAGUACAAAGACCGGCUGUUCAUCUACAUCGGGAAUGCUCUAACGGCGGCGGUGAAAGAUGGGUACUCUGGGAUUUUCGUGGACUUGUUCUCCAAGGGCAGUCUGAUACCGGAGCUUCAGGAUCCUAACACGUGGGAGAUGGUCAGAAGGCGUUUGGCGAAAUGCGGGAGAGUGAUGGUGAACGUUGGGGGCAGUUGUGUGGAGGCAGAGAACAAACGGCGGGAUGGGAAGGUUGUGAUGGAACAGACUUUGGCUGCAAUGCGCACGGUUUUCGGCGAUCAGCUUCAUGUUUUGAAGCUUGGGAAACGCUCCUCUGAAGAUAGCACCCUGGCUCUCACUGGUCCGUUGCCCGAUCGCAAAGCGUGGAAGACUGCGAUCCCUCAUAAAGCUCUGAGGCAUUACGUUGACAUGUGGGCGCCAUUUUAGAACCUGUGGGUACGUGAAGGAAGGGCAGAGCACUUCUUUCGGUACUCGACUUAAUGCACUUCUUGUGUUGGUGUCUUCCCCUGAAUGAAACAACAUUGCACUAGGUUGAUGAUUAAUUGAAGUUUUGCUGCUUGUUAGCUGUAAAUGCUGUAAGGGUGCAGGCGCAGCAGCUGGAAUUCUUGGGAACUACCUGUUGCCUGUUGGUUUAGAUUUUUUAAGGGUGGCGGAUGCAAGUUAUGCAACUAGUACAUGUUCUUUCCCCCCCAACUUGACAAGAACAGUUGACAUUGGAACAAAUAGUAGAUAGAAAGUAGGUUUCUGUCAUCGAAUACUCGUAUGAAUUGGUUGACUUUUGAUUCAAUAAAGCAAAUCUAGCAAU
This is a messenger RNA of Linum trigynum, 1559 nucleotides long. The record is from the annotation of a GenBank genome assembly. NCBI's taxonomy places the organism in Eukaryota, Viridiplantae, Streptophyta, Magnoliopsida, Malpighiales, Linaceae.